Messenger RNA from Xyrichtys novacula (pearly razorfish), 27405 nucleotides. The record is from the annotation of a GenBank genome assembly. Lineage: Eukaryota; Metazoa; Chordata; Actinopteri; Labriformes; Labridae.
GAGGAGCAGGACAGAAAUGAGGCUGUAUCACUGUCAGGUGUGUGUAACCAGAGAGUGUCAAAGGUGGAGACAGUGCGGUCAUCUAGCGUUACAUAAACCACCUUUACUCUCACAGAAUAUAUCAAGAGCUAUUAAAAUAGGGUGUUUAAUAUUAAAUAUAUACCAAACCUCAGUUCUCCUUUAGUGAAGGAUCGAUGCAUGAUCCUUUUCAGUGGUAGGACAUAUGACCUUUUGAAACAUGUAUAUCAUCUAGUUAGACAGAUAGACAGACAUGCUUUAGAAAACAAAAAUAGGCUAAGCAUUUUUCUCCACUUAAUGGGAUUUUAUAAGAAUGAAGAGUUUUUAAGAUUUAAAGAGUAAAUGUCUGUAAAGCAGUUGUAAAAUCAUAGGGAAUCUUUUUAAUCCUGAUCUUAACAUCAAUCAAAAUAACCACGAUUAUGAUUUUACCAUAAUCCAGCAGCCCUACAUGAUGAAACUCCUAAAAUGCUCCAAAAUUUAAUGAAGCCCACCAAAUUUUCACAAAUUGCUGAAAUGAAUAAUGAAACACACACACACACACAUUCUGACACACACAUACAUUCAUCAUGAAACUUAACAUUUAGAGAAUACAAAACUAUUCAGUGAAAUGCAAAAACUCUGCAUCUUCAGGAAAAAUAAUCUUAACAUUUGUGUGUUUUCUUUCUUUUUGGGGGAAAUGCUUUUGGGUUCCAUAAAGUAUAUUUAAUUUUUGGGUUAUGAAAUGCUCCAGUGCCUCGAAAAAUAUUUUUUAAUAUGUUUCAUGAUGCUACCGGGGAGACCAAAAAUAAUCAAACAAAAGCACAAACAGACAAAGAUGAUUCAAGCCAAAAAGAACCAUUUUGAACUUGUUUAUCUACUUUUUCACUUUGACCUUUCAAAGAAAAGUUUUGAUUUGAGAUGAGAUGAGAUUAACCUUUCUUUAUCUCGCUCUGGGUAAAUUUGCAGCAUUAACCGCAGCAAAGGAUUAGCACAGCAAACAUAGAAUAGGUACACUCUCAUUGUGCACACAGUGUGCAGAUAAUUUUUAAGUUAUAAGUUUAAGUUAACUUAUAACUUUACAAAAGAUGUUUUAUUUAUAAAAAGAGAAAAGCGAAAAAGAAGAGGAAAAACAGUUUCACUUUUUGUCAUUUUCAAACUUUAUUGCACAAACUUAGAUUUCAUUCUUGAUAUUUAUAACUCUGAAAACCUUUGACCUUUUGUUGGACAUUACAGCUUUAUUUUCUACAUGAGAACAUUAGUUUUGAAAAUGUUCAUGACUGUUAAAGAAAUUUGUAUUUUUUUCACCAUUGAAACUUUUUUUUACCUUUAGAAACUUUUUGUUUUUUUUAUGCUAUUCCCAAAAUUUUGACUCUGUCCAUGACACCAUGACCUUCUAUGCACAUUUUUGACCUAAUGGUUGACCUGACCUUAUUAGAAACCUUUUGACAUAUGAUUUGCUUUGUUUUCAAUAUUACAACUUCAGUCCCAGUUUUGUAAAACUGUUGUUUAAUUAACUUUUAUCUUGACAUCACGACCUUAAGAUCCCAAUUUUGAAUUUUUAUCCUUUUGACUCUGUACUUAACCUUCCUGAUAUAUUCUCAAACCCAUGACCAAAAUGGUCCUGCUAUCCAGCGUUCUUCACCAAAGGAACCGUGGUUAGGUACAAGUAUUGGGGACCUCCCUGACCCUCUGGAUGACCCCAGGGUUAUAGAGGAACUUCCACUGCAGUGGUGUCUAAUAAUGAUGAUGAUGAUGUCAGUAACACGAUCAGCUUCCUACAGAAAGCCUGAGUGGGCUCCACAGAUUUCCUUUAUGAAAAUAUGUUCGUCUGGGGCAGACAGAUGGAGGAGGAGGAGGAGGAGGAGGAGCCGCUCAGGAGCACUGCUUGGCGGAGGUUUAAAGCGCGCGUGCUUCAGUCAGUGCUGCAGGCAGAAAGAGAGAGAGAGAGCGAGAGAGAGACAGAGAGAGAGAGAGGGAGAGAGAGGGUUGUGGCUGUGGAUGGUGCUGCAGCGAGGUUGCGCAGCACUCCACCAGCGCUGCUCGGUUCGGGAGGAGGAGAUUCUGGCCAAUAAGGCGGAUAUUGCAGCUUUACCUUUUGCACAUGUCCGAUGUCGUCAUUGGGAAACCACUAUCGCUCUGCCUCGGAUCAUCCUGGAGGAAAGAUGGAUGAGCAGAGCUCGGGAGCCCGGACUGAUGCGGUAAGACACGCAGCCUUUUGAUUUGCAGCCCCGUCAUGUGGAGCUCUGUGCACGGCUGCAGGGACACAUUGAUCCGGUCCCUGCAGCCGUCGACUGGACCGCCUCACCUCCUUUUAAAACGUGUCUCUAACAUGACUGAAUCGAUCAAACAUACUAAGCUCGAUGAUGUGCAUCCUAUUUCUAAAUCUGUGCACGAAUAAAAACGCAGGAAAUCGUCCGGUUCGUGCAAAGCGCGUCGUCUUGUGUGUGUGGCUGCACACACAUCAGUGUCCGCUGCAGUCACGUCCCUGCCGGCUGAUGUUGGACUAAUGUGUCCCCGUCCUCAAACACUGACAUCAUCCUCCAUCAGCACCGAGGCUCCGGGCAGCACAUCCUCUUCAUGGAGACGAGCAGGAGCUGCUACUACGCAGUGUUUGCUAGCUCUGCGCCUUCUAUGCGACGGUUUGCUCGGUUUGAUGCGUUUCUCUGAGACCCGGGUUCAUCUCAGUCAGGCUGGACCAGGCCCUCUGCUGUGCGUCGGUGCAGCCCGACUGACGGUGCAUGGGCGGUUCUGGUUCUGUCGUGAGAAGAGGAGGAGGACCGGCAGGUUAGCCUAGCCAGCUGCUGCAGAGGUGUGCAGAGGCCACACACUGUGCACUCACACAUAAGAUUACAGAUAGAUAGAUAGAUAGAUAGAUAGAUAGAUAGAUAGAUAGAUAGAUAGAUAGAUAGAUAAUCUUGUAUGAAAAUUCACCAGAAUUGAAAUAACUGUCAGUUUUUAAUUAAUCCCUUCAUGGUUUCAUCUUCCAGAAGCAAUCUCAAUUAUUAAUCAAUUAAAUUAACAAAUCAUCCAUCUCUCUAUCCCUCAGAGGUCCCUGACAUUAGGCCACUUUUUUGCCCCAGUUUUUUCUGUGAUUGACAGACACUUUACUUUCUCACUCCAUGACCUUGCAACAAAUCAACCAAUCAUUUCAGCUCCAUGGUUGUGAAAUUCAGUGAGACCGAUAGUGAUGAGCUCUGCAGCACCCAGGAGGCCAAAUAUGAGAACACGUCUCUGAGGACAGGAUGAGUGAUGGAGGGAGGAAACUGCAGCAGAGGGGAAACACAACACAACCCCGCUGUACUAUACCGCCUAAGGCGGCAUUUAUGUUCGCGGCCAGCUGUGACUCAAAUGUAGCAGUUCACAUUGACGAUGCACUUUGCGUGUUACUGGAGGAAACCUUUAGAGGGCGAACAGCAAAGCCCAGGAUGUGUGCAACUACCGGAUGUGCAGAAUGUUAGCCAGCAGCUACCCCUGCUGCUGAGAAAUGAAGCUGAUGCAGGAGUACAAAUAGCUGCAAUUCCCAAAGUGUCCACUUUGGGCAGUCUUGCAACAGUAGGGAGAGCCCGUGAACACCCAAAUUUUAGAGUCUAAAUUUUUUCUGAGAAGCAACUUGAAGUCUUGAGAAAUGAAGCCACUGUGGACGUCCUAAAACUGCAGUUCCUGAAAUGUCCACUACAGGCUGUCUGCAACCCCCUGAAGCCACAUACACACUCAUUCUAAAAGACCCAACUUUACAGCAGAAUUACACAUGUUAGCAGCCUUGUAUAAAGAAGGAUUUUGGUCUGAACAGUUCAUUUCUGUGUUAUACAUUAGUUUUGAGGGCAUAAAGGUUGCAUAGUUGAAAGGUUUGCAUGAUUUGGGAAGUAGCUGAUGACUGACAGAUGAGCACAGUCUAGUUCCUGGCUGGGGGGCUAGAGACCUGCCUCAAUUUCACCUCUUUGCUUCAUGAUAGGUCAGCCAAGACUUAGGCUAAAUCAAGAAUACCUGGAUCUCUGUAUUCAGCCGUUAUUCGGAAAUAGUGUCAUCUCAUGAGCAAAAUUUGUGAGUCAUUGUGUCUUUUCAUCAAUCUUUAACAGUAAAAAGUCAACAGACGUGCACAGUUACAUCAGAAGUGUCUGUCCGCUUUGGCUAUGUGAUUGGUUGUCUUUAAUUCAAAAGUCUCCAAUAAAACAGACACUCUAACAUUGGGUAAUGAUUGUAUGGUACACUACUGUUUGAUUUUAAUGCAGGAUUUAAACAUUAUGAGGGAAAAAAGCUGACCAAAAGAGUGGUAUUUCCAGCCACUUUCAGGAUGCAAUGAGUCCCAGGAUGCCCUGCACAGUAAGGUGCGUGUUAGCAUUACACAAUUACAAUUAUUAUGAGUUUGAAUAUUUAACACGUAAAGUUGCAUUUAUACGUUUCCUUUUAAUGUCUGAGGCGGAGGCCCUCCUUCACUCUGCACUUGUGCCUACAGAGGUUUCAAGUGCACACGCGCCUGUGGAGGUUAGCUGUGUCCGCAACCAGGUUGUUCUUGGCUGAGUCAGCAUUUCUAACAAGGCAGCCACCGUGGAAAAGUCUCAAAAUUUGCUACAGAAUUCCUCCUGGGUGCUGUUGCUUAGACCCCAUCCAUGUUUUAUAUUUAUGGAUUUAGACACAUUUAAAGCCUGGUACAUGGAACAGUUUCUGUCGGAAUAGCCCAUUCCCCUUGACGAGUAAAUUUUUAAUAACUCAUACAUUAUGAUAAUGGAUGUUCUGAAGCAUCUACUUUCCUUGUUCCUAAGAUAUGUUGUAUUGAUUCUUCCUAACCAAGAAGUUCAAAGGAGAGAGAGAGAGCACUUAAAAACACUUGAAAAUGAGCACAAUUUAUUAAAACCACACAGAAUCCGCAGGUAAGACACUAGCAGAGCUAGCACCACCAGCCUUCAGUCCUGCUUGCAGAGUAGUGUAGUGCACAUGGCUGUGCUGGAUCUUCUCAAAUGGGUACAUAAUGAUUUAACCAGGUUAACCAGAUACUGCCUACAUACAACUUUAUCCUCAUUUUCUGAUUUAAAAUACUGCAAACCACACACUGCACAAGACAAGAUGAAUGAUGUCAUCUGAGCUUGUUAACGUCCAGGUAGAAGAGCGCUGAAGCACUGUGGCAGUAGUUCCAGCUAGAGGUGGAUGAGUGUUCACACACUGAGGAUUCACUCGGGCACAUUACGCUCUGGUAAUUCAUUCAUCAGCCAGUAUGAGAGUCACCUUUUUACUGUUUUCCUAGGAGGGAAGUUAAAGUUAAUCUGUGUUUUCCUCUUAUACUUUACAAAUCAAGGAACUGGUGUUUUCCUGCAGCUUUUUGUUGAGCAUCCCACUGUUUCCUCUGCUGCUGUAGGGGGGCGAGUCCAGACCUUAUGAUAGGGUUGAACCACUAUAGGACAGUGCAAUAUAGUUUGUAAUAUGCGAAUCUGUUUUAUUCUUUGUUUACAAAAAAAAUUCAAGAGUGAAAUCCAUUUUGAAAUCAUUGUUUUACUGGACCAAUACAUAAAAAUGCGUACUACAUUUUUACAUUAUUUGCUUAGAAAUUUAUACUCAGUGAAUAUAAGACAGUUUUUUAAUGUAUGAUAUGAGUAUUUCUGUAUAUAAAUAAAUUCAUAUGAUUUCAUAUUGCUCAAUAUUAAAUCGAAUUUGAUAUUGAAUCAAAUUGUGGCCUAAAAAUUGAAUUGUGAGGGUCUUCAUUUAAUUUUACCAAAUUUAUUUAACUAAUCGCGCCUAAAAUUGGAUCCCCGCUCAUGAUUUAGACUAAACUGUCUUGUUAAGGACAGACGCAGUGCUAACACAGAAGCAGUAAGUAUUGUCCUUCUGCACAAGAUUCAAGUCCAGAGCUGAUGCAUGAAAUAGUGAGACUGCCUUUCGUGCAUCUUCCCCGUCUGCAAAUUGAGGCUUGGAGGGAGCUGAGUCUGCAGCACGUGUGACCUCCAUGAGAUCUAGAGCUCAUGUCCUGCUGUCACAUUCAUUUAAUUUUCAAUAAAUUAUCAUCAUGAUCCCCCUCUUGCUUUUUGCAGAAAUGCUGCUAGAGGAGCAGCGACUAAAAACUGUUCAGCGUCAGUGACUGUUGAGUUAAAUUGACCUAAAAAAUGUGUGUCCGAUGUUGUUCAUUAUAAAAAGUAGGGAGCCGGCGUCUAGCGCUUCCAAUUUCCACCCUUUGAUGCAGGAUAUGAAGCUUUAUCUCCCUUUAUGAGUCAUCUUCUCAUGGUUGGCAUGUAUUUUUAUUUUAUUUGCAUAAGUCUUGCAGCAUUAGUUUGGAAACUGUGAUGAUCACAGGGUAGUUCAUCAAGAGGUUGAUGUGACAGGAAAUAAGGGCAGCAUGCACAAGAACCGUAUUACAACAUGCAGCAUGGGAAAUAAAUUAAAUAUCAAACAAAAUUGCAAGUCAGGAUAAGUAAGUUGUUUUUUUCGAUUAUUCAAAUCAGUGAUUCAGAGUAAAAGAAAUGAAAAUCUCAAUUUUCUCCAGCUGCAGUUUUCUGCCUCAAAUUAAGGAAAACAUAAGAUUUUCCCGUGGCCAACAAGAACAGCCUGAUUAUUUCCAUGUGAAGAAACAGGCUGCAAAAAAAAACCAAAGAAACAAUUCCAAGUCAAAUCAAAUCAGUGCUGCAGUUAUAAUGCCGCGUUUUUCUUGCAUGAAUUCACGAUACAUGUGCACCCUCUCACAUCAGUCACCUGUGCAGGUUUUCCUUCCUCAGAUUUUGCCUCUGGGGAACCAUCCAUGACAUUGGAUAUGAUGUAAGCUUACAGUAAACACAAUGAGCCAGGGUAACCUCAUUUGACAGAGAUCAGCACAAUGAAAUCAGCUCUGAUGAUGAGAGGGGAGCCGACCGCUGGAAGUGAAACAUGUUGAACUCACUCUGAGGCGACAGGGAACAUCAAUCUAAUAUUAACUUUCUGUCUGAUUUGAAAUCCUCGUUUUAGUGCUGGUGGUUUUGCUUCAGAGCUGGAUAAAACCUCUGUGGGAUUUGCAGAAACAUAUUUCAUGAGAUAAAAUCAGGCUUUUUGACCUGUUUGUGUCAUAAGUUUGGUCAGUGUCAGGGACUCCUGUGCUUGAUUGCAAUCAGUUACGCAAUAGCCCGCCAAAAAAUCAAAUUACAGACCUCUCUGUAUCAAUUGGAGUUCUGUAUCUAAUAAUUAUGAUUAAGCAUCUUAUGAUGAGAUCUCAUAAUUACGAAAUCUUAAUCUGAGUGUGGCAGCUGCAGCAUGCAUGUGCUGGAUUACCAAACAUAUGAAUCAGAUUGCAGAGUGUUGGAUGCUAGAUCAUUCUUUAAAUCCCUGUCGCUGUUUUAAAUUAUUUUAUGCCAAGGUUUUAAGGAAUAUAUUCAUCGAAGUUCACAGCCUCAUCAUCUUCCUUCUGUCCCACCUAAAAUAAAACAGUCAAAGUCAGGGGCCUCUGCAGGCCUGGAGCACUUUCAACCAGGAAUAUUCCCAUUGAAAUGGAAAAUUUGGUUUUCCAAGAGUUCUGGUUGGGAUGGCAGAAGUUGUAUCAGGCAGUGAAAGAUGUGCAUUGGCUGGUGAAAUAAUCCUCAUCCUGAUUUUGUAAAACUCUGCUUAAAGAAAACUCAAACCAAGAUGAAAAGGCAAAAAAAGCGUUUGAGUUUUGAAUUGCAGCUUUAUUGUGGCAGCUGCACUUUCAGUUUGUGUUUUUGAUUUAGCAUCAUUUAUUUGUAGAGUGUUGCUGUCAGUGCAUAUUCUUUUAUCUGCUGUGUGUUUCUGUAAUAAGGACCUGAGCACCAAGCGGUGUGAAGACUUUAUUGGGACUCCUGAGAUCAUUAUACAGUUUUAUUAUUCUGUUUUCUUUUCUGUUUUGGGGGCCUUGAUAUGCCCAAGAAGUCAUGUUUAUAUGCACAGUUCAGUGGAGCUACUUGAUUAGGUGAUUUAACUGGGCUAUUGUCUCAGUUAACAAGCUCUGGAUGAGAAUCAAAUUAUUGAAAGAAGCACGUCCAUCUACACCACAGAAGGUGGUAACGUGCUCCCUUUUAGCUUGUUACAACUUGCUUAUCUCCAAGUUGACCCAUUAUGUACCAGAGGUGUAAACAAAACAUAGAGGAGAAAAUAUGUUGGUCUGACAAUGAGAAGUUUGAUUUAGUGCAAUUUUCGUGGAACUUAUGCGUUUACCCACCAAACAUCGGAUGUUAAAGAGACGUGCAGAUCAAGUCAGUAUUGGGUCGGCCUGUCAAAGACCACAUCUAGAAGUCAGUGCGACGUGCAAAAUAGGUUAGAAAUUUCGACGUCCAAAUUGAACCUUUUUUAGACGUCACUCUGAUGUUUAGAAUUUGGACGUCAUCUGAAGACCAAAUCUAGACGUAGGCUCAACGUGCAAAAUGGUUCCAAGAUUUAGACAUCAUUAUUGGACCUCUUUUAGUGAUGAAAUGAUGUCCACAUUUGUACCUUAAAAAAUAUGUUAAAUAGAUGUCAUUUCGACGUUGCAUUGCACAGUUGGUACAUGAAAAGUCCAGUUUCAGUCAAACUAUAGCAAUAAAUCAAUUAUCUGAACAACAUGUAAAUAUACUGAGUGACUUCUUCAUUGACGACCACACCCCCUUUCCAUGGGCCACUCGCCGCUACAGAAACCAUUGUAGUGCCACAGUGUCAACAGGCUGAGGGGAAUCGUGUAAAAUCAGGUUGUCCCCAGUUGAACUUUUGUUUUUAGCCAAUCAUAGUCAGGAGUUUUACAGCUGCAUUAAAAGCAUAAAUAAUUCAAUUUUCUGUUCCUCACUAAAAUUUGCUGACAAAUUUGAUAUAGCCUUUAAUUAAUAAAAAAUGCAAUCUAAUUCAAUCCAAAUCUCAAACUGACUGGAAUACUUACACAGUAAUGUUCCUAAAAUGCUGUUUUGACAUCAGCCCAUGUGUGGUACUGGUAGAACAGGAACAUACUUUGUGGUUCAUGAGGCAUUAUGUAAUGAAUCUAUAAAAUAUAUGAGUCUCACUGUUUGAGCUGAAUCACUGAAAUAAAUCAACUUUUUGAUGUUUUCAUUUGUUGAGAUGCACCUCUAUAUAAUAUGUGUGAAUUACUGUCACAGCAGCAGAAUGACAGACUGAUGUAUUACAGAGCACAGGCCGUAUAUAAGAAAUGCUGCUGAAUGGCCUCAUGGCUGCAGAUUUAUCCUCUCUGUGCCUCGUUCAUCAGAAUCGUUGAAGAGACUCGGGAGGCAAUCCUGCAAAUGGAUGCGGGAAAGAGAACAGGAAGCUGCCUUUAUAGAGCUGAAGAGUCAGCUCGCCUGCUCACAUGUAAUGGCACACUUCAGUCAAGAGGAGAGUGAGGAUACUCCAGAGGAAUCAGGACAAUCAGGGGCUGAAAGCAAACAGAGAGAGGACAAAUAUGGACGUGUAGAGCUUCUAUGACACAGGAAUGAUCAGAAACUUACUUUCACUCAGAUAUGUGAAAAAUGCUGUUUUUCCAUACAUGGAAGAAUAUAUUACAGUUUAUUAGAUACUGAAUAGCAAAUAACGAGACAACAUCCAUAACGCUGAUAAAUGAAAGGUACCAUAUAAACUUAAAAGGAAGACAGCUACAGCCAAGGUCUACCGCCUAAUUUAGCUCAUUUUAACAAACUCCAGCCCAAGCAUUAUUCUUUAUGAAAGUAACUGAUCAGAAAGACCAUUUGGUUUUGUACAUAGACUGUAUAUACUAUGGACAACUUGGUUCCGCCAUCCGCCAGUAUACAGAUUUGAAGCCAAAAAGCUCUCGGUAAUUCCGCGUUUUCUCACCAUUUCCUGAAACCAACAUUGCGCAGUAGCGUUGUACGCAUUUGACAGGAGAGUCGCCGAGAGUCGCCGUGAUGAUGCUCGGCUCAAAUCAAAUCAUGUCAACAUCGCAAGCAGGAGGGGAAAAAAUUUAUGUUCUGUGUAAUACAUUUCUUAAGUUUGUCCACAGCUCCAUAAGCUUUACAGGAGGAGACGGGAUUUAUGACCUAUACUGCAGACGCUGUCCAUAUUAUAUACAGUCUAUGGUUUUGUACUAUUAUUAAACAUGCUUAAAUGUUUAAUCAUUUACAAAUCUGCAUCAUCAUGUUAUUUCUGCAAAUUUAAGACCUACUAAUUACAAGAAACAUCCGUUUUGUUCAGAUUCAUACUGCUGAAUUAGCUAAAGAGAGGCUUCUGUGUAACGUAACAGUGAAACUGAGACUUACCACAAAUAGAUGAAUGAGAUUUCCACCCGCAGACUGAUGAUGUAAACUCUCAAUAAUGGUGGGUUCUUUGCAGACACAUUCAGAGCAGGGAAUUUGUCUUCCCUUUUCCCCUUAAACACCUUGAGCAUAGCUGGCGGCGCCACAUGUCUAAAAAUUAAGCUGUUUUUAUUCUUAUUUUUUGUUAUGAUGAAAAAGAGAGUACAAAUACCUCCAUGAUAACACUGUUUUGAUGUGGGCGGGGUUUAGGGACAACACUGAGUCUGACUCCAACUCCUCUGGCUUGGAUUAAAGGACCUGAAUAUGACAGUUUCAUAUCCUCUCAGGCUUGACAGGCCCAAAUUAUCAGACCCUGGACUAACAGCUUCUUUAUCUGCAGCAUUGUGGGUCAGCGAGCACUCACAAAGAUCAGCCCUCCGACUGAAUGAUAAUGGAGCUUGCUACCCUUUCUUAGCGUUUUGCUAAGUAUCAGUGCCUGUCUCUCUGACACAGUGUGGUUAGUCACCUGACUCCCCCUGCCAGCUGUAUCAGCAGGAGAGUGAGAGAGAAAGAGAGAGAGUGACAUAUAACCUAAUUCCUGCUGGGAGCAACACAGUGGAAAUCAUUGUCCUUUUUCCUGCUCUGACCUUGUUGCUCUCUGUUGUUUUGAAUGCAUUAUCAUCUAACAGCUUUUCAAAGGAGGCAAACAUGUUUUUACAAGCAUUGCAUAAUUCUACAUCUUUUUAAUGAUUCCCUUCACAGCAUGGGUUGUGUUGUCUUGGUACACUUUGGUGCACUUAAAGUACUGUCUUACAAACAGCAGGCAUGUAUGGCACUUAAAUCUUGUAUAAAGAUGAGCACUCAUGUGACUGAUAUCGGGUCUCAUUCAUGAAACGUGAGCAAAACAAUUUUGUGUGUAAAUCAUGAGCUAAACCGAAUUUAAAGGCCGAUCAUCAAUAUUUUAGUCAUUCUGAUUUGUUCAUAGCCAGUAACAAACUCUAAACCUGCCUCUGAACACAAAUGGAGAGAAAUUCUGCUGGUAAUAAUCAUAAAUCAAUAUUUUAAUUCAUAUUGUGAUCGGUCAUUGACUUUGCUGAUGAGUGAAAACAAGGAUGAGCGUUAGGAGGGCAUGGUAAUAGAAUCGGUCUAGAGAAGACACAGUGUUGAUGUUUACACCAUAAUGGAGGACGAAGACAGAGACCUACACUUUGAAGACAGUUUUUACAUUUAUCUCAGUGAUACAGACAGAUGUGUGGACUUAUGUACUGUUGUUGUCUUGAAAAUAAUCUUCAUUCUUUAAACUCGUUUAUAUCCAUCCUGGUUCGUGGCACUCUUUACAGGAGGCACGAUUCAAACAUCAACUCCCCUGCCUGCAUGUUCGCUGCUAAUUUUCCAGACGCGUGUUCUCACCUCGGCUCAGACUGGCUUCUUGCUCCGUCAGGAAAGUGUCAGGGUGAAUAUUUAGCUGUUUCACACAUGCAGCACACAUCCUGAAAAUUUUGUGAAGUUUUCAGGAGUUUUUUGCAUGUGACAUUUUUUUUUUUUUUGCACAAGUGACAUUUGCAUCCUCACUAUUGGACCUCAAAUUCCUCCACAACCUCAGCAAACUAGAUCUAUUGCCGAUGUAUAGCAGCACUGACAUAGAGGAGGGUGUUCUAGAUGACAUGUUCAACUGGCAUCUCAAAUUUGAUGAAUAUUGCAGUGUAGAAAAAUAUGGGAAUGUAUACCAUAUAGAUGCAGUAUGUUCUCGCUGAUCAGAAACUGUAAGAUUCUCAGUGAUAUACUAUAUAUCGUUUCAAUCUUUGUGUCUGUGUGUCAAGCCCUCUGAAAACUGCACAAGAACAAAAGAACUUUACUGAUAAACACAAAUGACUGACUAAUCACCAGUCAUUUCUGUCAAUGUUUAAAACAAUGUUUAAUCUACGUCACAAGUCCUGUCACCAUCUUUUCCUGCAUAUUAUUUUCACAUCAGUAGAAGCACUUUAGGUGUGGAUGUGAAAUCAAACACUGUGGUUCUGUUAGAUUUUCCACACAUGCCCCACAACGAACUGUGAACCAAGACGAGAAAGCUUUCUCACUAAAGCUUUUCUGUGUAUCUUACAGUGGUGGCAUUGUGACUUGUGUGCAUGUUUACAUUCUACGGUCAUGUGACAUGCAGACACUGUCUACACAGAGGUCAGUUUCUCUGUGUGUUAAAUGUGGAGCUACAUUACAGUAAUUUCAGAGCGACAUUGACUUAGAUUAAUCCUCAAGGACGGAAGAACGGUCACAGCAGGUCAUGUUGCAGGUCAUGUGAUUAACAUAUCAGGUGCUGCAGUGUGACAAUUUCUUGUGCAUGUUUGCAAUAGAGAUACUUAAAUGCUUUAUUCAGGCCUGAUUAGGAUGAUAGCAUUGAAAUUGUGUUUCCAAAAUUGUUAUUUUAAAAUUUAGAUUUCUGUUAUUUCUAGUGGUUCACAUAAAAGUUGCAAAUUUUCAUUCAGAAUCUAUUCGUAGACCUGCAGUUAGUGACCCUGGGAGAGGCCCUGUCUUUGGUCUAUGUUGUCUGUGCUUUCUCACAUUUGAUAGUGACAAUUUAGAGAAGGUCUUAAACUUAAUUCAGACAUGUUCAGAUGACACUUAAAAAUAAAAAAAACUGUUUGAUAAACCUUUUCAUGGUCAGAUUUAUCUUUCGAUUUCUGUAAGUGUGCUGGCCACAAAACUGAGAUGCAGUUCCAGUCUAAUAGAUUUGAUUUCUCCCUGUCUGCCCAUCGUUGAAUGACAGGUGCUGCAGAAAAGAGUUUUAGUUGAAUGUCUUUCUUUAGGUUGCCUGUCAUUGUGGGUAGUAGGAAUAAAAACAGCAGCAGCACUUUAACUGCCUGUGAAACCACUUUCCAAUCCCCCGCUCUCUCUUUAGUUGGCUGUUAUUCAACUCUGGAGCAGACCUCCAGCACCUCUGAUUUUUAAAAAUCGAGAUUUGACCCUUCAGCUGCCUGUAGGUCAGGAUGGUUUGAAGUGUGAGACCCGACACAGCGUCUGAAUACAGGGUAAGACAAUAACAUGUUAUACCAAAGUGUCAGAUAUAAAGGGGCAGCCGGAGUGGUGCUGAAUUUUAGAGUCAGGGGAGGGGACGUCUAGAGGCGAUGAAUUAGUUUUGCUGGAGAGUCAGACAUUUUCUACGGUGUUGAUUGCCAAUGGUGCAGUGUUGCAGUGCUCCUCAAGCUCUGCUCAAUAGAAAUUUCCCACAAUGCACCACAAAACAGAGCUCAGUGCUCACUGACCAGAAGUAACACAGAUUCACAUCUUCAGAUAAGCGACUUCCAUUACUCUGGAGCAUUGAGGGACCAGUCUGACGCUCUGAGCAGCCUCUUUUUUUAACGUUUCAGGUGUUAUAAAUCAGACUUGACCUAUUUCACAAAAUAUGUAAAAUACAUACAUUACCAUCAGCAUAAGGAUUAUGCUGUCAGUGAUGCCAUGUGUAAACCCUCUGAAGCUCCCUUGGGGUAUUUGUAGCAGAGCUGACAGACGGAGUGUGAAAGCAGAGUAACACUGGCUGCCUGCACACAUUUGGGACUGUAAGGUUGUAGGCACUUAAAAAAUACAUUUCAAAGUCUUAGAAAGCAGAAACAUCUUUCAGAGUUAUUUCCUGUGUCUUUAUCCAAGGGUCAAGAUAGAAAAGUUACGUCAUGUCUCCACCAGGCAUUGAAGUAUUGUUGCUUUUAAGAUGAAGUGAGAGUUGGAUUAGUUCUUGUUUGUAAAGCUGCGUGAUACGGUCUCAAAAUUACAUCCCAGCACACCCCAAAUUAUUGUUUCAAUUGGUGUGAAACUGCUACCGCUAUUUCUGGCAUGCGUGCACUACAGUGGUUAGUGUGGCUAAGCAAUCUGCAACAGCUAGCCAACAAAUCAAUAAAAUAAAUGGAUUGAUACUUAAUUGAUUCCAAGGGAAACUUUGGAAAUCAUGCUGUAAAUUCAUAAACCAUGUAAAUUCAUCACCUGCCUUUGUAUAUUUCAUCAUCUUGUGAUUGGAUUGCUAGAACAAGUAAAACCACACACAAACAUAAACAUUUGUGCUUCCAAAGUUGUCCUCCAAAAAAAUUUUCUUUUCUAAAGCGUCUGUGAUUUUAAACAUAAAUGUUAACUAGAAAGUGGCUGAAUGCUAAUGCCAGCUAUGGGACAGGCGUCAGUAAAAGACCAGCCUCUGAUUAUUUUCCCAUGAAGUCUGCUUGCAGAGGAGAAAAUCUGUCAAACCAGCCGGCAGUCGUGGUAAACCGUUCCCAUCCCUCCUGUCUCUCACCCUGGCAUAGAUUUCUGUUGCUCUUGGAUGUCGUAAAAUGGCAGGCUGCAUGCUGUGAAUCCUUUUGCAUAUUUUGAGCCCCGGCUCAAACAUGUUACUCUGACACAGCAGGUGCUGGCUGAUGAGUUAAAUGUUAUGAGAUCUGCAAAACUGUAAUAAAAUGAGUUUUAAUCAGGACCAUUUCCAUCUCAGAGAAUGAAUUACUUGCAUGUGUUAAGUUAUGUUAGUGAUAUGGCUCUGUUUAAAGAGCUAUGAGACAGUGAGAGAGAGCCAAGGCAGGGAGAUCAGCAGCAAAGACCCCAGAGAACAGACCAUAUCACGCUGGUAAAAUCUUACACAGCACGGUAAGGUGGAGCUGGGUUACAAAGUGGUUUGCAGAGGAAGGAAGAGCAGGCAGGCUGACUAUGAUAAAUAUGUUGAACAUCUUUGCAUUUGGUGUUGGAUGCAUUGACCUAAUCAGCUGAGCUGUGAGCUGAUACGGGCUGGCAUUAGAAUCAGCAGAUGUACUGUGGGCUGAGUUUGAAAUAUAUGGCCUGUCUGAACCACAAGUCUCAGAAAUAUGGAAACAGUCUCAAAUUGGAGGUGGUUUUUGAUACCAAAGCCUUCUUGUGUGUGAAGUUCAGUACUGCAGAUUAGUGUCUUCUCAUUUUGGAUAUCUGUUUUUCCAAUCAAAUAUAUAUUGAUGAUUAAAGAAAUACUCCCCCCCUUUCUGUAACAUCCAGAGACUUGAUUCACCCCCCCAUCAUGUUUCUGUUUACGGUCACUCUGAGGCUUGUCUUUGUCUCUGUACUUCCAGUAAAUUUAUAGCAGGUUACGUCUCAUGGCUGCCGGAAACUGUAACCAGCUCUGACAGCAGAGAUAUGUUUCAUGCCUCUAUGUGGCGAUUAAAGUGAAUAAUCACUCGGUGAGGAGGAAGUUUGGAUCUCUUAUUUUCAGAAAAGGAAGACACUUGGACCUUAUCUGUGACAGUGGAGUGUCUGUUCUGAGUUAUGUACAGUUAUAUAAGCUAUUUACAGCCUAAUAAGAUAAGACAACAGGCCUGCAAGCACUGUGCAUGCUAAUCUAAAAAUAUUUAGCACAGCUGCUGAUGGGCAGAGAUCAUCAAAGCUGCAAACAGAGAUAAAGAAUGAGUCCCUUAGAAAACAGAGAAUUGGAGAUACUGUUUGCUCUGAGGCACAUUAAUGAUGUCCCAAAACAGUUCAGCGAUUUAUUAAUGUCAUUUGAAAAACUGGUCAAGUGCAAAUGUCUUUUUUGACAAGACACUGACGUCAAGUCAUUAGUACCAGAUACGAGACUUUGAUGUUUUCAUAAGAUAGUCCAGGGGACUUUCUUGGAUCUGGGGUGAAAUAAUGAAGUUGUUGCACUUUAGUUUGGUUCACUUCCAUGCUGCACUUGAUCUAAUUUUGGGAUCUACACCAUAGAUGGAAAAAAUCAAAGACAGAGAUAGGGCUGUGUGUCGACUUUGUAUGAGGCAGCUGUCUUACAUGUCAACUCCAGACUUACCUGAUGGCUCACCACUUAUGUGAAGUGGCGGUCCUGGAGGCAACACCAACAAGUGUUCAGCCCAUGAGCCUUUCUUAGGGCAGGCACCAAUAAGACUCCAAGAUUUAGUUAAAUUAUAUUUAUAUCUUAACUUGAUCUCAUAAUUUCUUCAGUAUUAUUUUUGACUUCUCUUUUUCUAUAUAUUUUUUUCAUUCUCUUGUGUUCGAUGUGUUGUCCAGAUUCCAGAUUGUCUCCUCUGGUUCCUGUGUGUUUGCUUUCAGUCCUGUAGGCUGUAAUGUUGUAGUCAUAGGCAGUUGAAAAGAUCAACAGCGGUUCUUCACAAGACAUACUUUGUAAUGUCACUUUUUGGAAAGAAUUAUGCAGUUUAGAGUUUUGCAGCUCAAAUGCUCAGUGAUGGAGUCGUGCACAGGAUUUCUGUGUAAUGAGAAUCCAGUUCAGGGCGGAGUGAUCAGUGAUGACUGAACGUUCCUUUCUCCAGAUGGUAAUGCCAUUUAUCCAAAGCCCAGAUUAUGAUGGAAAUCUGGAGCUGUGAUUGAAGACGUUUCAAGGGACCUGGAUGUUUUGAUGCAGAAAUAUUGACUGAAGCUUAAUCGUAUAAAACUGCAGAGAGGAAUGUUGUAUAAUGCAUCAGAAUUUAGGAAGCUUCAGCCCUGCUGGGAAAGUAGUAUGGUACAUUGUGUCCACAUUUGCAUUUCAAACAGGAUGGAUGAAAUGGUACAGGCAGAGGCGCCACACUGGUGUGGAAAGAGGACUGAGCAUACAGGGCCCUCAUGUUAUUGGGGCUCACAGUGAUAAUUAAUGUAGGUAGAGACCCGUGGAAAAUGUCUUCAUACAGAGCCCAUAUUUCUGCGCAAAACCUCGAGGUACAGAGUCUGUGAUGUUCAGCGUACUUGUAAGUUAAGUAAGUUUCCUUGAAGGCUGAGCCAAUCCAGUAUAAUCAGGAUAGCUGUGGACUCCAAAAUGGUCAUCUUUAAGAGUAGGAGAGUUGGAUCAACGCCUUGAGAUGUAUUGAUGUGCAACCUUGACUAGAAGAAGGAAGAUGUCCAUCAGAUUACUACUAAACACUCCUCUUUGGUAGUGAAAGGAGACCUGUAUCAUUGUUUUCAUUCUUUCAGUCUGGGACACUUAAAAACUGGUUUAGCAUGAGUUGCAGAUUAAAAUAAAAUGUUAUUCAUCUCAUACUGGCAUUAACAAAAACCUUCAGUAGGGUUAAGUCAGGUCCAGUGGUCCAAAUCAGAAUGAAUGUUUAAAAUGGUGAAUGUUCAGUAAAGAAUCUAAAGAUAAUGGCAUUCGAGAGUUUAUCACAACUUUCUAUCAGGGACCAACCAAAUUAUAUUUUUUUGUGAUAAUUUCAUCUGGAACUUUGAGUAUGAAUCAAGUGUGGAGUGAUGAACUGAUUCCAGUGGUUUGAAAUCAGAAGUAUCAGCAUGUCUGUGGAAAAUAUCAGAAAAACCCAGGACUGAAAGAGAGAAUGCUUCAUUUACACUUUUCUUACAGCCGAGAAGAGUAUCCGAUCUUUUACUGUAUGGAGAAACAUUUUUUUGUGGAAGCCUAGGGUAAGAUUUUGAACAUGCUGUUUGAGUUAACAUGAACCGACUAAUAUUUCAAUGAUAUUUCAGCAGAUAUAAGUGGGUGAGAAAAGAAGAAAAGAUCUUGAGAGAUCUCAUGGCCUUCUGUUGACACUUUGAUCAGCCUUCAGUUGCUUAUCCUAAACGGCUUGGAUGUUUGAGAAUGAAUCGUUUCAAAACCUGAUCUGUUUCACAUCAGGUGUGUGUUGACUGUGUCGUUUAAACUAUUAGCAGAAUACAGCUCUUAUAAGGGGAAUUGAAUUUGCUCCUGCUAUGACAUGACAAAUGGAGUGAUGUGUGUAUGCAUGCAUGCAAAACCAUUCCCACUCCUCGCGCAAAUUUCCCGUCUUCCUGAAUUAUUGAGGUUUUACUUUGGUGUUACAGAGUCAAAGGUUAGCGUCAGACACGCCAACUGCUCUGUUGUUGGUUGUAAAAACCAACAGAAAUGUCUGAAUUUUGCCCAGCACCUCUGGACCACAGGAAACAGAGGCUGCUCUUGAUUUUAACCACACGCUGGCUACAACAACAAAGGCAGACCGGGAUGUACAAAUCAUGUCUAUCUUUAUAGACUUGAGAAGAAAAGACAAGGAAGUAAGAAUAACCCUUAAAGUUGAUCUACCACUCAGAGAUACUGUUGAAACUAUAACAGUUUCCUCCAUCAUUUCAACAGUUUCCUCAUCCUGUUCAGGGUUGGAUUCUGAAUCGUAAGAGUAGCGUCCUUGAGUAGGUUCUUCUGGAGGACUCGCCACUUCUAUUUUGGUGUUUUUUGGCCUUUGCAUCUGUCUACCCUAGACCCUUUCCCCUCGAACAUGUAGGCAGCCAAUCAGCACAGUGCCCCACUAUCGAAUCAUCUCCCCCCACUCAAAUCACAGUGUUGAGGUAAGACGCUGAUAAGCUGCAGAGCUUCCACAGAAGCUGGAUUUGUGACUUGAUUUGCAACUGAAUUCAAAAUCUUGCUUCAGAGGUGACAUGGUCAAAGAUACUGUAUGUUAUAGACAGCUCAAAUACCAUCCUGUUGAGCCUUUAAAACAUGUGUGUGCUGAUUGUAUGACCUGGAGCAGGGCUGUAACUUUUUCUUAAGUUGUUGGAUUUGAUCAUAGCCUUCACUGAACCAUAACUGAACUUUGGCUGUUGUGCUCUUUAAGAUAAUAUUUACAAAUGUGUUUUGGCUGCAAUUGCCACAGGAUGUAGGGAAGACAUCAGCCAUGUCUGCGCCAUAAUCAUCCUCCAUCUGCUGUCGUCUUAGCAUCUGCUCGACCAGUUGUUCAUCUGGGUCAGCCCUCUCUCCUGAGGUGGACUCGCACAGGUUUCAGCAGCUUGUAUUUUUUUUAAUUAGCAUUAUGACAGGACUUCACUUCUUUGUGAUUCUGGUAUUUUACUCAUGGGUUACUUUUACAAACCUUUCUUUGAACUUAAAAACAUUUUUGUUUUGAGAAACAGAUGUCGAUAAAUAUUUAAUAUUCAGUUAACACCUUAAAGUGAUAUUUUUCAAUAUACAUUUUUUUUAUUUCACCCAAUUUCCUCCCUUCACUCUGGCUGUUCAUGACAAAUCUCACCACUCAGCUGUGUCUCUUUGACAUGCACACUGGCUGUCACUUUACAUCUGCUGCCUUUGAAAGGAUAUGUUAAAUUCAUGCAGAUGGGAAAUGCAGUCAGUGAGAUCAGAGGCACCAAACAGCAUAAUUUAUCAUUCACUAAGCUACAAUUCAAAAGUGACUUUCAGCAAUUAAAAGCUCUUGAAUGUGUUUUGCUGAUCUUCCACUCAACAAAAUGUCCAAUUUAUCAUGUAAAAAGGGUGACACAUUUUUCUCCAAGGACUAAAAAGUUGAACAAGUCAAAACUUUCAAAGCACUUUCAGAGUUAGGCCUGAAGUGCACAGGUACAAAGUGAUAGCAGCCUGCUCAGUGCCCCCCAUCUCCAGCAAAGGUUGGAUUAAGAACAAUGGUCAUGCUUGGUCAGGGCAGGAGUCAGCAUUUCCACUUUUCUAACAAGUAUCUUUGGGCUUUAGAGCACUUCCUCAGAAACAAAUGGGCAACAUCAUAAUACCUACAUGUUUUUGUCUAUGACUUAGCAUAGAAACUGAACCCAAAAACAUGAAAAAGAUACACAUUUUCACCACCCCACACAUUCACCCUUGGGUAAGUUAAGGUCACACAGUCAAACUUAGCCCAUAGUACAUGAACUUAUCAGAGCCCCACCUCUACCCCACCUUAUCACACUGUGUCAAAUUUUGCUAGUGUCGUCUGGACUCUCACUGAAGUCUGCUCUGUUCUGUACCCCCUGGGGGGCUUUUUCUGCUGCUCUCCCUGCCUUGGCUUUUCAUGUAUGUACAUGAAAUGGGGGAACCUCAAACUUUUUGUAUUCCACGUUCACACGUGGAAAGGCAGGAAGUUCUCAGAACAGAGCCAAAUAUGCCUUAUUACUGAAAAAUAAUUAAUUCAAUCAGGACAAAGUGGUCCUGACUGAAUUUAAUUUUUCUCCCAUCUAGGCAAGACAUUCUUGUAACCCUACAACAUGAAAGCCAGUUUACUUCUGCUGUUUGCACUUGAUUUAAAGAGCAAUUCAAGACCUGUAAAAUUUAUUUAUAACAUUGGAUAGUUGGCUUAAUUGUUGCAUUGUAGACAAUAAAGCACUCUUAAAAACCUUAACUUUUCCAGUAACUCAGUUGGAGAAUAGAGCCUCUGCUAGAUGCCGUCAUUGGGAUCAGAUCAUGAAUUUAUAUUUGGCUGUACUUUUGAUGCUGCUGCAACUCUUAAUGACAGUGUAAAGUCAAAACUCAUCAGAGGAACUUAUUUUAGCCUUCAAUGAAUGUCUUGGCUCAGAGAGGGUGGAAAAAUAGGAGAAGCAUCUUAGAAUAGAUAUUUCUUUCUUUUUUCAAAGUUUAGUAACCCCAUGAGAAUCAGGAGUGUCUAAAUGAGAAAGCUGAGAAAGCUUGAAGCACAGGUCUGAAAACUCACACAUGGAUCCCCCCCUUUUUCUUAUCAAGGCAAACAGUUUAAGUGAUGAAAGAUGAAAAUUAAACCAUGUGCUGGUUAAAACUUUACUAUUUAUGAGGCAAGAAUCACACCAUGAUUUACAUCAUCACUCCACAAAUGUGCAACCUCUGAAUUUUCCUGACUAUAACAUUUUGUAUUCUCACUUUGGAUCACCCAGACUUCUUGCAAAAAUUUAACUCAGGCACUGAGACAUCAAAAUUCUGAGCACAGUUGGAUGGAAAUUUUGGCCAUUUGCAUCCAAACGUGCAGCUAACCCUCAAACUUGUGGGAAAUUUUCCCAGGUUUGUAUAAAAACACCAAACCGUAGAAUUUCUUUAAUGGUUUGUGAAAAGCCUGUAUAUGACGUGUUCUGAUCGGACAGUUCAAGUAUCUGCAUCUAUAAGCUUUACAACUGUCCUCAUCCUGAGUUUAAAAUUUUUAUGUACAUAUGGAAAAACUUGUUGGCUCAUGGUGAUCACUCUCAGAGAAUCACUGGACUUCAUUUUCAAUCAUGACGUUUUUGUUCUACGUUGAACCUGCCAGUUUGAUGUGUUGCACAACUCAUGCAAACAUGUUAUGCUGAAAAGUGAAUGUCAAAGGCUGACUUGCUUCCUCUUACAUCUAAUAUCUCAUGCAUGCAUGGUUGAUGUAAUCACUUUGUAUUUGCUUGAUGAAUUUCACUGACGGAUAUUCUUUGUGUACCCCUCCAGGCCUCAUCAACAUUAAAGCAACUUCAUGGAGAAAACUAGAGGAGUCCCUUUAAGAUGACACGCACAGACCCGCCUGACAUACUGGUAUCAACUGUGCAUCAAGAUAUAAAAGUGGUCCCCAUUUCUUCACACUAUAAGUCCCUGAAACCCUCCAAACAAUGUGAUUCCAGAAAUUACAGCACACUGGAGGACAGAAAGAGCAAAGUUAACAAGAGGCACUGCCGCACCUUUGACUAUAGGUCACUGGAGUACCCCAAACCCAACAAAUACUCAAUGGAGUCCCCUUACAGAAAGGCCGAUAGGCAUGCAGCCAACCCAGAGGUCGCCUGGAAUGCCUUAGGUCGCCAACAAAGAUAUCGUUUUUCUGCUCCAGACAUUUUCAGUCAUAGGUUAACCCCUCAACCGAUGGCUGCAGAAAUGGCCAGUGAGGUAGUUGUCCAAGAACAAAAAAGAAGGACCAGGUCAAAAAGUGCCCCUCGGGUCCAAACAAGUCUUACCCCUGUGUCUUUUGAAGGGUCCUCUUCUUCAGGGCGGAAGGGAAGGGAGUCCCACAGGGCUUCAAGAGACUCUCGCUGGAGACCAGAAGUAUCACCGCGUAGGGAAUCAUCCUAUGCAGCAACAAGGGCUCACAUGCAUGAAGUCCAUCCUCUAAAGCUGCAGCCUCAAAUAAGUGACAGCAGUAAAUACUCAUCCCACUACCCAGCUGAUCAUUCAGAGGAUGGUGCGCUGGAUAAGCCAGCAACUAGUCCUCAUGUCAGGUGUCGAGUGGACAUCAAACCUGAUGACGCAGCAUUACAUCACUCAAGACAUAAACAGACCACACCUCAUGUGGACAUCCCUUGGCAGAGACAACACAGCGGGGGGAGUAGGAGUCUGACAGUGCCACGCCAUUUCUCCUACUCAAGAACACCAACUCCCACUGAUUCUUUAGGUACAGAGAGUCGGCAGGCUUACCAAUACUCCCGCAGCAUGCCAAAUAGCUACCUACAACCCAUGGAGAUCCCCUUGCAAAGAAUGCCUUCGUCAGCUGAUUACUAUGGACGGGAACGCAGAGCUCAUUCCAGCCCUAAUGUGCCAACCAAGUUCUUUUAUGCAGAUGAGGGGAGAUAUGUUACUACUGCUGCUCCUCAGCCAAGUUCUUACAUUCAUGAUGAGCGUUACACACCAGGACAAGCUUAUACCCCAAAAGUGCAAUACGUCCAAGAUCCAAGAACUCGAAUGGUGCAUGCUGUAGCUACGAGACCCUAUUACCCCGAGAUGGAGACUUAUCCAUACUCUGUGCAGACAGGGUAUCCCAAACCCUAUGCAGCCAAUGAGCCAGGGCCGUACAUCAUACAGACACCUCCAACAAGGAUAUUUUAUGGGGAUGAUCCAAGGUCUUAUCAAGUCCAAACUGCUCCGCCAAGGUUUUAUUAUCCCAGCGACAUGUAUGCAAUGCCACCAGAACAUCAUAUUCCAGCAAGGGCUUAUUACACAGAGGGCCGAAGACAUGCCAGAGUCGUUCAGCCACAAUCAGAUGACUGGUAUGGUUCAGAAGCAUCUGGUUAUUCCACCAAUCCUGCCUCUUAUGUAUCUCAAGUCACUCCUACCAGAGUCCGACAAGAGCCUGUCUUAACACCCUGGUAUGCCAGUCCAUGUGUAGAGCCUCAGAGAAUUGGCACUGAAUCAAAGUCUUACUCACGAUCCUGGGACAAUAUUCUUAACUCUCGAGUAGAGCGGGAGCAGCCUCUUCCAGUGCAGCGGGGUCAGAGCUAUGAUGAUCUUCUUGAGUCCAGGAAGCCUACAGGAGCCAAAAGUGACAAACCACAACCUGUGGUGGUCAAUCUCUCCAGUUCGCCAAGACGCUACGCAGCCUUAUCAAUGUCUGAUAACUCACUGAUUGACAAAAGCCCCACUGAGGCAUCAAAGAGCCCGACCAGUAAACUCUGGUUUGUCACUCCAGAGAUAACCAUCACUGAUAAUGACAUGCGACCAGGGAAACUCAACAAGGCCGAAGGACGAUCUGCCAGUUGGGACGUUCUUGAUUCCAGAAGUGCUGAGGGCCCAGAAACAUCUCACCAUGACUUCCAAAGCUUGACCAAAGAGAAGACACAUGACAAUGCCUCACUUCAGCAAAGCCUUGAACAACUUGAUGAGCUUCUGGCAGAUCUGGUUACUGAUUACAAGCCGCCUAGUAGAAGGGCAAGUGAGGACAUUCUGGAUCAACUGAAGAAGUUAAUUGAUGAAGAAGAAGCAGUAUCCCUGUCUAGAAAGAGCUCAAAAGCUGGUACAGAGGAACCACCUCCUCUGGACAAGCAGCCAACCUCAAUAAGAAUGAACCCUGAUGCUUACCGAGACAUGGAUGCAGCAAGUGAUGCCAUGAAGAGUGCAGAUGAAUGCUCUCCAGAUCAGAGUCCAGAUGAGGAUGAUACAAUGAUGUGUUCAAACAACAAAUGCAGAAGGACUGAGACUCUUUUCAAUGCUUGUCUGUACUUUAAAUCUUGCCACAGCUGCUACACCUACUAUUGCUCUCGUAACUGUCGCAGAGAGGACUGGGACAUUCAUAAGGAAAGCUGUCUGUAUGGAAGAAUUGGCAGCACAUGUCGUCACAUCAUCAAACACUGCCGGGAGACUGUUGAAGUCCACAAAGCCUUCUCCCGUAUUGCCAAAGUUGGCUACCUUUCUCGAGGUAGGGGAGUUCUCUUCCUUGGAUUUCCAAAUCCUACGUCAUCCAGCAGCUUCCUGCAGUACGGUCUGGAUAGUCUACCUAUGUCUCCUACUUACCUGUCCCUUCGAGAGCUUGAAAGCUUCAGGGACAAUUUAGGAGAGUACUGUAAAGAGCUACAGGAAGCUGGUAAAGAGUAUGACCCAAACGAAUGUUUCAUCUUGAAUGUAUCUAUUGCUGUCGGUGACCAACUACCCGAUGGGCCAUCACCAAGGAACCAAGCUCCAACUGUGAGAAAAUACGCAAAGGUAGCACUGGCAUCCUUCAGUCCUGAGAGAAAGGUUCAAAAGAAAGAGAGUGACAUGGAAACACUGAUCCUCACACCACCUCCAGGAACAGCAGAUAUCGACAAAGAGGGCGAGGAGGGCAGGAAGGCCAGGGAGAUAUGUUUCAUCAACAUACAACGGGAGUUAAGGAUUCGAGGAGUUUUCCUACGCCACGAAUACCCACAGGUGUACCAGCAACUCUGUGAGUUUGUGGAAUGUAAUAGAAGGUUCACGCCCACGACUAUUUAUCCUAUUGAUAAGAGGACCGGGAAACAGUUUAUGUGCAUGAUUAUGGCUGCCUCAGAGCCCAGGACUUUGGACUGGGUCGGCACCCCUCAUCUCCUCGAUGACAUUAUUUAAGUGCACCUUGGUUGUAAAUAUAUAUGUAUAGAAAUACAUAUAUAUUGUUACACAUAUUUAUAUAUCAAUCCAAUUACAAACAUUUGUAGAUAAGUAUUUUGUUAUCAAAAUGAUAUAUAUUCAUGUGUGCUUGGUCAGUAUUAUUCUUUUUCAGAAUAUUUCCUGUCAGGUGCAGAAUGAGUACAGUGCAUUUUUUAUUUUAGUCUUUUUACCAAGUACAGUUUUUUUAUCCUACACAAGUCAUUUAUCUGUUUUCUGGUCAUUUACUCUAUCAACACAUUCCUUUGAUAGAGAUUACUGAAAAUGACGUCCUGAUAUUUUUUUGUAAUUAUUAGCAGCAACAACUUUGAAACUUAGUCUCUUUAAAUUAGAAAGUUCAUCUGUAAGCGAGUACUACAUGACUAUUUUUCAUGUGACUUUAAUGGUAUAUCAGGCAGAAAAUAUUAAUGUUAUUUUCUUAGCUACUUCAAUACUUUCUAUGCAAAGUUGCUUCAUCAGUUAAGUACCACAUUCCUGUAGAAGGGGUUGUAUCUGUUACAUAAAAUACUAUAAAACAAAUUAUAUGAUGUAACAUUAUAUUAAAUGAUAUAUAAUUUAUUAUUGCAUCUCUUAAGAAAGUUGUGUUGAAAUUGAGGUGAAAUGUUAAAGUUAAUGGCAACGUAAAUCCUCAUCGUGAGAAAAUAACAAAAAACUAACGAUUGUGCUACUUGAAACAACUAUACUAUUAAAAAAAGGCACAAAUAUUAAUGAUCCUCUGAAGAGAACUGAACUUAAAUGUUUGAGUGUAAGGGUGGGCUCUAAAAUGAGUACCACCCAACUUUAAAGCUAUGUCCAUAAUGGAUGCUGAAAUGGUGCCAGUUACCAGCCGCACAGUAGGUGUCGGCCUGAACUGUUCAGUUACAAACACUGUGAAUAGUGAGAUUUAUCUACUACAAAAAUAAAACUUGGAACAAAACCAAGAAAUCAUGCAAUUUCCUAUAACACUGAGGUUGAUGAGUUGUAUUUUUAGAUACAUUUACGAAUAAAAAUAUAUGACUUAGCAGCAAGAGUUAUUGUCUAUAGAAAAGGUGAGCCAGGUUUGGCACAGUAGCUAUAUGGUACAUAAAUGCUUGAAGAAGACAUUAGUUGUGUAUUUGUGCUACACUAGGUUUACUACAUGUGUGAUUUAUAUCGUCCCUCUUGGUUUUAGCAGACCCAUAACCAUCGCAUUGCUCAUUAGUUGCAGAAUACAUUCUUUAGUGCAACUUAGCCAUGCCAUCCCUCCAGAAAGUUCUCUCGGUUUUGUUUGUACUCAAUCCCAAAUUUCCUGCCAGCAGAUCCUGCUCUUGAUACAUCAGAAGUUUACCUGGACAUUUUUUAAAAUGCAUAUAAAAUUAAACUACUCAGAAUAGUUUGGUUUUGCAUAUGCUUCAACAUAUCUGGAGGACAUGAAGGAGCUUUUUAUUGAUUCUUAGACCUUAAAUUAACUUUUACCUAUCCAGCUUUUGCUCCAAAGUCAUCAAAUGUGGCAGCUCAGUUAUUGGCCAAAACUUCAAAAUAUGGAACUAUAGCUACUUGAACAAUCCCUGACCAACCUCAGAACCAAUCAGCUAUUGUCCUAUGACUGCAUAGUCUCACAGAGCUGUAGUUGGAUGUUAUCGUGCAGGACUAGCCCAGAACUUCAUUUCUGUGUAUUGUCUUUGUUCACAGUUCAGCUGCUAACUUUGGAGAAGGGUGGGAGUUGGAAGGCAAAUACUGCAUGAUUCUAUAUAUCAUAACAGAAUUGAAAUUGAACAUGAGCUAGUAAGUUAAAUUAGAUAUGCUGUCAUUUUAGAUGGGAAAAUUUGUUAUCAUUAGUAGAACGUUAGUAUUGAAUGGCAGCAAUGACAAUGAUGAGGCUGCCUGCGGUCUCUGCAGAAACUGUUUCUCUGCCUCAUGAGCACAGGUAUCAGCUGAUUCAAAUUAAUCUGCUCUUAAUUAGCCGCUAAAUUGGCCUAACCAAUUAAUCUGACUAUCUCUAAUUAAUAUUCAUUAUGGGUGCAGUAGUUGAGUUGACGUGCAGGUAAGCAAGAUUGAAUUGUUUCUUCGGAGGCCCACAGCUAACCUCUCUGUGGGCUCCUCAAAACUUAAGUUGGGUUAACAUUUCCACAAUGGCACCUACAGCUGUUUAGCUUCUCUUCAGAAACCAAAAGGUGACGUUGCUGAAACAACAUCCAUUUUCUGUACAGAUAUUACACAUACUAACCUAAACCUAUAGAAUAUUUUUUAUGACCAUGUAAUCUUACUGCCCAAAAUAAACUCAAUUUGUUCAAAACUUAACCCACUAUGUGUAUCUGCGGACAUUCAAGGAAGUUGAUUGUAAAAUGUUGGUCAGCAAACAUUUGUUUGCACAUUAUUUUAAUAACUUAAUCAUGGUGCCCAUGUGAAGUUACCAGAUAUUUGAAGGGUACCUUGGUGAUCAUAUUAUGAAGCUUAAGGCCACAAACCAAGCUGCCAUCAUUGACCUGUCAGGAGCAAUUACACUUAAGUUUUCUCCUAGAUAUUUACAUUGUUCUUCAUAUCAGUCUUUUCCCUCGUGAUUUUAGCUUUCCUUAGUUUGUUAAGGUACGGUGAAACCUGAAGCACAUUGAUAUUUGACUGACGGACGGUGCUGUACAGAUUCAGUAAAGAGUUGCUGGCUGCAUGUGUUUUCUAUGCUCUGAUCUCAGUUUACCAUGACGUUGAUGAUAGUAACUUGCUUGAUGAAUGGAUUCGUGAAAGUGAAAACUACUAUGCUGUGUAAGAAAAAAAAGUGAAUUUUCCAUUUCUGUCAGUCAUUCGGGAUAAAAUAACACGUCAAAGGUGACGAAGAAGAGACCUCACUGAAACGUCUAGUAAUCUUGUAUUUUUUAUACUUUCAACAUAUGUGUCUGAGUGUGUCUAUUUAUAAACCAUAUCUAAUAAAUGGAAUGGGAACUCUGG